Molecule: messenger RNA, 1116 nt
Organism: Mollisia scopiformis
Lineage: Eukaryota; Fungi; Ascomycota; Leotiomycetes; Helotiales; Mollisiaceae
Exons: 2
Coding region: 1-1116 (371 amino acids)
Biological process (GO): D-serine catabolic process
Molecular function (GO): D-serine ammonia-lyase activity
Source: RefSeq, a predicted model, not a curated record
AUGGGAAACGCAUACGCUCCACAGAUUGGAGACGAGGUCUCCACCCUCGAUACCCCAUCCAUGAUCGUCGACCUGGACUUGAUGGAAGCCAACAUCAAGAAGCUUAUGUCCAAGCUGCUGCCCCUGGGUGUCAACAUCAGACCACAUCUUAAGACCACCAAAUCUGGCAUCCUGGCCCAGAAACUUGUCGCUGCAGGUGCGAAAGGUGGGUGCGUCGCCAAACUCAGCGAAGCGGAGGCCAUUAUUGCCGCAUCAGGCUUCGACGACCUCCUAAUCACGUGUGAGAUCAUCGGCCCUGUGAAGGUCAGAAGACUAGUCGAACUAUUCCGCAAACAUAAAAGCAUUCGAACUGUGGUGGACAGUGAGGUGGGAGCCAGCGCCAUCAAUGAUGCUCUUGCGGAUUCUGGCAUUGAGGAGCCUAUCAAUGUUUUGAUAGACUUGGACGUGGGACUUCAUCGCACUGGCGUGAAACCCGGGGAGCCAGCAUUGGCAUUAGCACAACACGUUGCAGGGCUGAAGCACCUGAAGUUGAUCGGUGUUCAGGGCUACGAGGGACAUUUACAGCAUCUACAUGACCGCGCGGAGCGAGAAAAGGAGUGCCGAGCCUCGAUGAAGACCCUAACGGAAACGGCUGAGGCGUUUCGGAAAGCCGACCAUGAUAUCCAGGUCGUGACCACGGGAGGGACUGGCACUGCCGAGUUCUGCGCGACGGUACCAGGCGUGACGGAGGUACAACCUGGUUCCUUCAUCUUCAUGGAUACGGACUACCGAAAUGCUGUCGGUACUUUCUACUCAAACAGUCUCACCAUUCUAGCGACUGUGCUCAGCAGGCAAGGCCCCCGGGCAGUCACAAUCGACACUGGCUUGAAAUCCCUGACGACUGACAGUGGGCUUGCGGAGUGUAAGGACGCGAGGUACCAGUAUGGUGUUCUCGGUGAUGAGCAUGGCUCGUUGACUUGGGAGCAUGACGGGCCCGGGCUGGAGGUUGGUGAUCGUGUUGAGAUGAUACCGAGUCAUAUCGACCCGACCAUCAACUUAUUUGAUGUCUACUACGCCUAUCGAAAAGGUGUGAUAGAAGAAAUCUGGUCUGUUGAUUCGAGAGGAAAGGUACAAUAA